CUACGAGCGGAGUAGAAGCCGGUAGUGCUAGUCUAGUCUACGAAGGAGAACUACCCGGUAGAAGUGCUAGUAGUACGAACGACACGUCUCUCUCAUUCUUCGAAGAAACUACUUCUACGAACAAAAGCCGACGCAGUACUGCAAAGCAAAACCAGCGGAUGCGAAGCAGUUUUUCCUUUUCGUCCAGACAGACCGCCCGCGCAGAAAGCACACCGUUGCCGCUUGCGUCCCCGCUGAGUGUGUACUUGAAGAAGAACCGGAUUAUUCAGAACAAAACCGCCCAGGACCUGGAAAUUCUUUUCCCGGAGCCGAAGGUGAUCCAGGCGAAAGUACUUCCCGCGCACGCGAGCAGCUUCAGCAUGCG
This is a messenger RNA of Amoebophrya sp. A120, 364 nucleotides long. NCBI's taxonomy places the organism in Eukaryota, Dinophyceae, Syndiniales, Amoebophryaceae. The record is from the annotation of a GenBank genome assembly.